AUGUCCGAUAUCGAAGAAAGCGCUUACAACGAAGCACCAGAAAAUUUUGAAGAUUUCGAACAGGCCGAUCACUUCUCUGAAGAUGAUUUUAAUGAACCAGAAGCAGAAAAUGAAAAUGUCAAUAACGGGGAUGUAGAAAUGAAAGCAGUCGAUGGAAGAACCAUUGUAAACGGCGGACUUGGACCAGAAGAAGUACAGCCGAGACCAAAGAGUGCUAAGGAAUUGGCAGUGCCAAAAGAAGACAGAACAACCACACCAUAUAUGACCAAGUAUGAAAGGGCUAGAGUUUUAGGUACCAGAGCCUUACAGAUUUCGCUUAAUGCGCCAGUUUUGGUUGACAUUGAGGGUGAAACCGAUCCAUUACAGAUUGCCAUGAAGGAAUUGGCACAAAGAAAAAUACCUUUGGUUGUUAGAAGAUAUUUGCCGGACGGCUCGUUUGAGGAUUGGGGUUGUGAUGAAUUGAUCAUCGACCAUUAA
This is a messenger RNA of Debaryomyces tyrocola, 477 nucleotides long. NCBI's taxonomy places the organism in Eukaryota, Fungi, Ascomycota, Pichiomycetes, Serinales, Debaryomycetaceae. The record is from the annotation of a GenBank genome assembly.